AUGGCUGAAGCUCUUACAAAGACCGACUUGCAGGGCAUGCUGCCGCUCAUCGCUCGCGGUAAAGUUCGCGAUCUCUAUGAAAUCGACGAGAAGACAUUACUCUUCAUCGCGACUGAUCGGAUCUCAGCAUACGAUGUGAUUAUGGACAAUGGAAUCCCAAACAAGGGCAAACUUCUCACCCUGUGCACAAAGGCCUGGUUCAACAUCCUCCAAAACGCCAUUCCUUCCCUUCGCACCCAUCUCAUCACUCUCGAUCUUCCCCCUCAAAUCCCAGAGUCGCAACGCGCCGCUCUCCAAAAUAGAAGCAUGCAAGUGCGGAAAUACAAGAUCUUCCCGAUUGAAGCGAUUGUGCGAGGGUAUAUCACCGGAUCUGCGUGGAAUGAGUAUAAAAAGUCCGGCACUGUACAUGGGAUUCCCGUGGCACCCGGUUUGAAAGAGAGCCAGGCAUUCCCUGAUGGUCCCAUUUACACCCCUAGUACGAAGGCAGAGCAGGGAGAACAUGACGAGAAUAUUCACCCGGACCAAGCUGCCAAGAUCGUUGGCGAACCCUACGCCGCAAAGAUUGCAACCCUCGCUAUAACACUCUACAAGACCGCUCACGCCUACGCUUAUGAGCGCGGUCUAAUCAUUGCCGACACUAAGUUCGAGUUCGGCCUGGACACAGAAACCGAUGAAGUAGUUCUCGUCGACGAGGUGCUAACACCAGACUCGUCUCGUUUCUGGCCCAAGGACAAAUAUGUCAUAGGCCAGGGCCAGGAAAGCUUCGAUAAGCAGUAUUUGCGGGAUUGGUUGACGCGCGAAGGCCUCAAGGGCAAAGAAGGCGUCAAGAUGACGGACGAAGUUGCUCAGAAAACGGCGGAGAAGUACAAAGAGGCAUGGGAGAAGAUUACUGGCGGUGGAGAGUUGUAA
Molecule: messenger RNA, 909 nt
Organism: Talaromyces atroroseus
Lineage: Eukaryota; Fungi; Ascomycota; Eurotiomycetes; Eurotiales; Trichocomaceae
Product: Phosphoribosylaminoimidazole-succinocarboxamide synthase
Exons: 3
Coding region: 1-909 (302 amino acids)
Biological process (GO): 'de novo' IMP biosynthetic process
Cellular component (GO): cytoplasm
Molecular function (GO): phosphoribosylaminoimidazolesuccinocarboxamide synthase activity
Source: RefSeq, a predicted model, not a curated record